GGCGGGGGCAAGUGUCAGUCAGGGCAGAACGCGGCGCGGGCAGCGGAGACCCGUGGCACACAGGAGUCCGGGCUGGAACGAGGCCCGCCGAGAUGGAGUUCCUGCUGGGGAAUCCGUUCAGCACCCCUGUAGGGCAGUGUCUUGUAUACAGCUGAGUGAGUUUGUAUACCCUGUCUACCCUGAGUUGUGCGAUCAUGACUGUACUCAGCGAGAACAGCCCCAUCAUCCCACAGGCAUUAGCGCCCACUGCCCACUCUUCCCAGCUCACCGUCCUAAGCAACUGAGAAGGCAACAGAUGGCUCCCUGCAGAGCGAGGACUGGACACUGAAUAUGGAGAUCUGUGACAUCAUCAACGAGACAGAGGAAGGGCCAAAGGAUGCCAUCCGGGCUCUAAAGAAGCGGCUUAGUGGGAACCGAAACUACAGAGAAGUGAUGUUGGCCCUGACGGUGCUGGAGACUUGUGUGAAGAACUGUGGCCACCGCUUUCAUCUCCUCGUGGCCAACCGAGACUUCAUCGACAGCGUUCUGGUCAAAAUUAUCUCUCCCAAGAAUAACCCUCCCACUAUCGUCCAGGACAAAGUGCUGGCUCUAAUUCAGGCAUGGGCAGAUGCCUUUAGGAGCAGUCCUGACCUCACAGGUGUUGUGCACAUAUAUGAAGAACUGAAGAGGAGGGGGAUUGAGUUCCCCAUGGCGGACUUGGACGCCCUGUCUCCUAUCCACACACCCCAGCGGAGUGUCCCAGAAAUGGAUCCAGCUGCCACCAUUCCCAGGUCCCAGACACAGCCCAGGACAACCGCUGGCACCUAUUCCUCACCUCCUCCAGCUUCCUACUCUACUCUGCAGGCCCCGGCUCUGAGUGUGACGGGCCCCAUCACAGCCAAUUCAGAACAGAUUGCCAGGCUGCGCAGUGAGCUGGACAUUGUUCGGGGAAACACAAAAGUCAUGUCUGAGAUGUUAACAGAAAUGGUCCCUGGGCAGGAGGAUUCUUCUGAUCUGGAACUACUACAGGAAUUGAACAGGACCUGCCGAGCCAUGCAGCACCGCAUAGUGGAGCUCAUCUCCCGAGUGUCCAAUGAGGAGGUCACCGAGGAGCUGCUGCACGUCAACGAUGACCUCAACAAUGUCUUCCUCCGCUAUGAGAGGUUCGAGAGGUACAGGUCCGGCCGAUCCGUUCAGAAUGCCAGCAAUGGAGUACUAAGCGAAGUUACUGAAGACAACUUAAUAGACCUGGGCCCCGGCUCCCCCGCUGUGGUUAGCCCCAUGGUGGGGAGCACAGCACCCCCAUCUUCUCUCUCCUCCCAACUCGCAGGCUUGGACUUGGGGACAGAGAGUGUCAGUGGCACCCUCAGUUCACUUCAGCAGUGCAAGCCACAAGAUGGUUUUGACAUGUUUGCCCAGACCAGAGGAAACUCCUUGGCUGAACAGCGAAAAACGGUCACCUAUGAGGAUCCCCAGGCUGUUGGAGGACUCGCUUCUGCACUUGACAAUCGGAAACAGAACUCAGAAAUGAGAGGGAGAGGUGGGGACUCUGACCUGCAGCCCAUAGACAGCUGGCUCAUGACCCAAGGAAUGAUUCCCGUUGCGCAGCCCUCUGUCAUGGACGACAUUGAGGUGUGGCUCAGGACAGACCUGAAGGGUGACGACCUAGAAGAGGGUGUCACAAGUGAAGAGUUCGAUAAGUUCCUGGAAGAAAGAGCCAAAGCUGCAGAAACAGUUCCAGACCUGCCCUCACCCCCGACAGAGGCCCCUGCACCAGCCUCAAACACUUCAACCCGGAAGAAGCCAGAGCGCUCCGACGAUGCGCUCUUUGCCCUGUGAGCGGUCCUGAGGUUUGCCUCACCCUGGCAGGUCACUACUGACUCUCCCAGUGGACACUGGGCACUGGCCACUCCCCCAGCCUGCAUACCUGUAUCUCCAUGGAAACGCCACUGUGUUUGCGCCCAGGCCACCCUGGUCAGGACCGGCUUUGCCACCUUCUCUCUGUGUGGCUGGCGAAAGCAGCACUGACCAGAGGUCCCGCCUUCCCUCUCCCCAAGGGCUCUCAUGGCCUUCAGUCUUCCCAGGAAGAGCCAGUGGCCAGCGCCAGGCAGGGAAGUCCCUUGACACUUAUGGACAGCACUCCUAAACUGACCCUCUCAUCUCCCCUCCUUGCUUCUGCCUAGCUCCAUGGCUUCCUUCAGGCAAACACUGCUCCACUGGACCCUUCUUCCAUCAAGGACUCUGGGAAAGCAGGGCUUGAGCAUUUGUCACUGCAGGCUUGGGUUCCCUCCUUAGACUGUGUGGUACCUGUGGCACCGAGUGUCUGUACUUGAGUGGGCUCUGUGGGUUACUACCUUGAAGGUCCCUCACAUCCAUUUCCCCAUCAGUCAGCUGCCAGGCCUGGGACCAAGACAGGGACCUGUGGCUCUUGGUGUGACAGCAGCUGUGAGGCCAGCAUGUGCCCUGCAGAUGGUUGACAGCCUACCCCAAGCAGGGCAUGCACACUCACAUUCACCCUGGUCCUGGUGUCCACAGAGGGCUAUGUGGCAUUAAUGCAUCCAUGACUAGACCUCGCCUGCAGCAGUCCCCACAGCUAUCUGCAGCCCAGCAGAAGGUAGCUGUGUGCUGUCCCUGGAGGUCCCCAGGACCGGGAGCCGUACUCCACUCCUCUCCUCUCCCUGACACGGCCUCAGCCUUCGUGGCUGUCCCCAGCUCACAUAUCCCCCAGCCAACAGUUUCAUCCUGAAGCUUGCUAACAGCUUCAGUCUGAGCAAAGGAGAGCUGGGGAUGCCUGCUCCUGUCCUGUGUCUUUGCUGGUUUGUUUCCUGGCUCUGAGCAAAUGACUCAGUGCUACUUUAAUCUUAGUCUAGCUGCUGCUGCAGCUAUGUUACUACAUACUGUGCAGGUCACCACACAUUCCUCACCCAUGUGUGGCCAGCCUUUCCCACUGUUAGGAGGACUCAGCACUAUACCUGUUGCCAUUUGAGCUCCCACCCCAGUAGGGAGAGGGGAAUGGGCUGCACUUGCAGUCAGAUCAGUGUGUGGGUUCUAUGCAGCUCGGAGGAUGAAAACAGAAGUGGCCUUCCCCAGGCCCAACCCAGCACCUCUCCUUCAGCAAUCUCCGGAAGGUCUGGUGAGGCCUCAUCUGGCAGGACCUGUGGAGGAUGUCAUUCUGGCUCGUGAAAGGCACUCAGGAAGCCCCUCCUGCAGGAAGCUCAACUGACCUGUUAAGUGCCCAGUCCUCUCUGACCCCUGUCUCACCUCCACCCUCUACUUAGGGCCCUUGGCCAACCACAGCUUCUCUGUCAGUGUUUCUCAAGAGCAGAGCCCUCAAAGGCUAGACUGACUGCUAAGGCCUCUGAAGGCUUGUCACAGCAGAGGAGGCUGGGGGUCCAGUACACCUGGAAGCCUGGCCUUUGGCACAGUUCUAGAAGGGUUGUCUGUGAGGGUCAGCUGCACACAGCCUACAAGAGUUAGACGUGUGGACAGUAGCAAUCAAGCCAGCAUCUCUCUCUGAAUUAGGAGGCUGCCCCCUAUUUAUGGGUGAUAUAGAAAGGAAGGUAGGCUUCCAUCAGGGAGAGAGACUGUGUGGGCCCACCUUGGGGAUGGGAGGGGUCUCCAACAAGGCUGUUUCUAGAACCAGUGUCCAGAGCUGUCCCUUAACCUCCUGACUGUAGCUGCUGGGUCUGGCUGAAGCCGGGCUGCUGUGGGGACAGCAGGUACUCAAGGACUCCCACCAGGCAUCAAGAGGCUACCUUUCUGGCUGGGACCAGCCCAGCUGGUGGUUUGGUUUGUGUUCUACACGUCAUGUCUGGAGGUGGUCUGCCUUAUCUGUGGGCUGAAGUGACAUGUGCCUGAGGCCUUUACCAGAAGCAAGAUUGGGCUUGGGGACCUGGAGGACCUGAAGGGGGUUCAACUCUUGUGAACUGUCCUGUCCUGAGGACUCUUUCCUACCUGUUCCCCACCAUCUGUGGGCAAAGUCCUUAGAAGCUGGGUCCCCUCAAGCCAGCAGCCUCUACAAGUGUUAGAAAUCACAGAUAGAGUGUGUACUUAAUUACACUAAAUUAUUGCCGGGACUCCUCAUAAGCACUAAUUACACCUGAUUAUAGGUUAAAAUAUUUAUUUUGUCAAAAUAUUUUCUUGAGGAUGUAUUUAACCUUUUCUUGUUCAUUGUAUGCUGAAGUGUGAAGACUGCUCCUUCCUACCUUUUUGGCCAUCAGGCAGCAGUAAAAGAAAGUCACCAGGUGCCCUAGAGGGACCUCUACCCAGGUACCAAGAAGGCAGGCUGGGGUUGGGUAGAGAGUUUCCAACUUGUUUAUCUGUACAUGGGACAUGGGGGGUUGGAGCUAAAAGGGCUUCUUAGUAGCUGUGGCCAGGGCUGGCUCCCACUUACUCUGUCAGCCCCUCAGUGUGAGUGACUGUGACCUGGCUCAUUAUCCUUUCUCCCCACCUGGCCCAUGCUUCCUGCCACAGCACUGCUCAGCCAAGAAAGAGGUGGCAGGUCCUACUGGCCCAGGGGCAAUGAGCUCCUUUGUCCCACCACAAAGCUUCCCUGCCUACCAUCCUCUGACUGAUGGUCUCUCAGAUGGCUCAGGACAGGCCAUGGGCACUCUUGGGGCCAGGUCAGCCCUAGGUGGCUGGCAGGGCAGAGUGAGGGCCUUUGUCCCUGCCUGGCUAGUCUGCAGCCUCCCUGGGGUCUGCUGUUGGGAUGCCUGGGGUCUUCCUGUGGGCUCAGCCACACAGGAGGCCAGUAGGGGAACAUGUCUCCACUUGGAGAUCCUCCCUUUGUGGCCCUCUGGAACCUACUUAGCCCAGUGCCCAGCCCCAGCCCUUACCGUUCAUGGGGUCUAAGCUAGGCUUCCCCUGGCUCCCAAGAACAACUGUGGACCCCAUGUCCUUACUGCUCCUGCCACACUCACACCCUAGGCUCUCUGGGAGAGCCGGGGUAGAAUUUUCUUCCUUAGGGUUUGCACUUCCUUUGUGAGGAUCUGAGGAUCUUUGGAGCUGCUGAAAAGAUGGUAUUGAGUUUGUUAUCCUGUUGUCUCACGAGUCGGGUUCUUGUCCCUGUCUUAUGUUUCUAUGGGUAGAGCUGGUUCUGGAGGGUGACUCAGAGUGACAGCUAGUGUGUUCCCCCCACCCCACUGGCUCUGCUUCCAAAUACUGUCUCAAUUUGUGUUCUUGCAUGUGAAGUACUCCACAAUAAAUAGUUGAACCAGC
Molecule: messenger RNA, 5196 nt
Organism: Mus musculus (house mouse)
Lineage: Eukaryota; Metazoa; Chordata; Mammalia; Rodentia; Muridae
Gene: Tom1l2
Product: target of myb1-like 2 (chicken)
Exons: 17
Coding region: 331-1818 (495 amino acids)
Molecular function (GO): phosphatidylinositol binding; ubiquitin binding
Source: RefSeq, marked validated